Messenger RNA from Gastrolobium bilobum, 829 nucleotides. RefSeq names its product signal peptidase complex subunit 2. The transcript has 5 exons. Gene Ontology annotation, biological process: protein targeting to ER. The coding region runs from base 52 to 606 and encodes 184 amino acids. Gene Ontology annotation, cellular component: membrane; signal peptidase complex. Lineage: Eukaryota; Viridiplantae; Streptophyta; Magnoliopsida; Fabales; Fabaceae. The record is from RefSeq and is a predicted model, not a curated record.
UCCUGGUUGGGUCAAGUGAAGUCUGAGAGAGAGAGAGAGAAGAAAUCAGAAAUGGCGUCCAAAGCUCCAAAGAAAGCUAAUCUCUUAGAUCACCAUUCCAUCAAGCACAUCCUCGAUGAGUCUGUCUCUGAGGUUGUAAUGAGUCAUGGGUAUAUAGAAGACGUGAGAUUGAGCAAUGUGAGGCUGUUCAUUGGGACCAUCAUCAUUGUCAUUGCUCUCUUCGCCCAGUUUUACAAGAAGAAGUUCCCUGAAAACAGGGAUUUUCUCAUUGCUUGCAUCGCCUUGUAUGUAGUCUUCAAUGGGUUAUUGCAGCUGAUCAUAUACACCAAGGAGAAAAAUGCCAUUCUGUUUACUUAUCCUCCUUCUGGAUCCUUUACCAGUACCGGUUUGGUAGUUUCCUCCAAAUUGCCUAGAUUCUCUGACAUGUACUCACUUACCGUUGCAAGUGCUGAUCCAAAAUCAAUUUCUGCAAAUGAACCAGUACAUUUUACCAAAAGUGUUACUCAGUGGUUCACUAAGGACGGAAUCUUGGUGGAGGGCCUCUUCUGGAAGGAUGUUGAAGCUUUGAUAGUUCAAUAUACUAAAGAACCAAAGAAGAGCAAGUAAUGUGGAGUCAUGAUCUUGGUUCAGCAGAGUACUUUUUGGAUGAGAAAUAUAUAUCCUGGAUAUGGUUUAUAAUUCUAUACAUUUUCAACAUUUGAUAUAGAAUUGAGGGAAUCGAGUUUUAACCAGCAUUAGAACACAAUUUAUUCCCAUAUUUCAUCAGUUUAUUUUGUAGAAAAAGGUGGAACCUUUAUUUUCAUUUAAUUUCCUAAAGACGAUUAAUAGU